Messenger RNA from Vicia villosa (hairy vetch), 3230 nucleotides. RefSeq names its product disease resistance protein RPM1-like. The coding region runs from base 61 to 2901 and encodes 946 amino acids. Gene Ontology annotation, molecular function: ADP binding. Gene Ontology annotation, biological process: defense response to other organism. NCBI's taxonomy places the organism in Eukaryota, Viridiplantae, Streptophyta, Magnoliopsida, Fabales, Fabaceae. The transcript has 3 exons. The record is from RefSeq and is a predicted model, not a curated record.
UUUACAAAUGAUCCCAACAGCAUAAUUGCAAGGUAGCGGCUAGCAGCAAAUGCAAGUGAAAUGGCAGAAACUGCAGUAUCAUUUGCGUUGGAGCAGGUGUUCCAACUUCUUAAGGAAGAAACAAAUCUUCAGAGAGGUUUGCACAAAAACUUCUCUGACAUCAAAGAUGAACUAGAAAGCAUUCAAGUCUUCCUCAAAGAUGCAGAUAGAAGAGCUGCGGAUGAAGCAGACAACAACGAAGCAAUCAGAACAUGGGUGAAGCAGCUGAGAGAAGCAUCAUUUCGCAUUGAAGAUGUCGUUGAUGAAUACCUUUGGCUAAUGCGUGAAGUCAACCCUCCUCGAUGUGGAGCUUUAGUCUACAAGACUACAGGCUUAAUAAAAACUUUGAUUCCCCGACAUCAGGUAGCGUCCGAGAUACAGGAAAUUAUGAUGUCAAUUCGUGGGAUCAAGGAAAGAAGUGAGAGGUAUAACUUUCAAAUUUCACAUGAACCAGGACCAUCAAGCAGCAGCAACAGCACUAGAGGGACGGACAAUGGAAGAGGUCGUGAUCCUCGACUGUCUUCCCUUUUCAUUGAAGAAACAGAAAUUGUAGGAACUGAAGGCCCAAAAGAAGAAUUGUCUGGCUGGUUAUUGGAUGGUGCAGCUGACCGCACAGUGAUUUCAGUGGUAGGAAUGGGAGGUCUAGGAAAAACCACUCUUGCCAAACUAGUUUUUGACAGCCAAAAGGUAACGGCACACUUUGAUUGUCGUGCUUGCGUCACAGUUUCUCAAUCAUACACUGUGAGAGGUUUGUUGAUAAACAUGAUGGAGCAAUUUUGUAAGGGAACAGAAGACCCUCUUCCACAGAUGUUACACAAAAUGGAUGACAAGUCACUGAUAACAGAAAUCAGACAAUACCUGCAACAUAAGAGGUAUUUGAUAUUCUUUGAUGAUGUUUGGCAAGAAAAUUUUUCCGACCAGGUUGAACUUGCCAUGCCGAACAACAACAAAAGUAGUAGGGUCAUAAUCACCACUAGAAUGAUGCAAGUUGCAGAUUUUUUUAAGAAAUCCUUUAUAGUCUAUGUUCACAACUUGCAACUUUUGCCUCCAAAUAAAGCAUGGGAACUCUUCUGCAAGAAAGUAUUUAGAUUUGAACUUCGUGGGCACUGUCCAUCAGAGCUUGAGGCUUUGUCAAACGAAAUUGUUCAAAAAUGCAAGCAGCUACCUCUGGCAAUUGUAGCCAUUGGGGGCCUACUGUCAACAAAAUCUAAAACAACGAUUGAAUGGCAAAAGUUCAGUCAAAAUCUGAGCCUUGAAUUGGGACGUAAUGCCCAUUUAACAAGUCUAACAAAGAUUUUGUCGCUGAGUUAUGAUGGUCUGCCAUACUACUUGAAACCAUGCAUUUUGUAUUUUGGUUUAUAUCCGGAGGACUGUGCUAUUUAUCAUACGAGAUUAACUCGACAAUGGAUAGCUGAAGGGUUUGUUAAAUCGGAAGAGAGAAGGACUCCAGAGCUAGUUGCAGAGGAGUACUUGUCUGAAUUGAUUCACAGAAGUCUGGUUCAGGUCUCAAAUGUUGGCUUUGAAGGAAAAGUCAAAACAUGCCGUGUCCAUGAUUUACUGCGGGAAGUGAUCAUUAGAAAAAUGAAGGAUUUAAGUUUCUGUCAUUGUGUGCACGAAGACAGUGAGUCAAUUGCGGUUGGAAAAACUAGACGCCUAUCUAUAACCACUGGUUCUAACCAUGUGUUGAAGAGAACUCGCAAUUCACAUUUUCGUGCUAUACAUGUUUUCGAAAAAGAUGGAGUGUGGGAGCCUUUCAUGGGUAAAUUGUGUUCAAGGUCUAGGAUUUUGAAGGUACUUGACAUGCAAGGUACAUCAUUGAAUCAUAUUCCUAAAAAUUUGGGGAAUAUUUUUCACUUGAAAUACAUAAACCUAAAGAAUACAAAAGUACAGGUUCUCCCUAAAUCUGUUGGUGAGCUACAGAACUUGGAGACAUUGGAUUUAAGAGAAACACUUGUGCGCGAAUUGCCAAGUGAAAUAAACAAGCUGAAAAAGUUACGGCAUCUUCUUGUUUUUCAUCGUAACUAUGAAAAGAAAUAUUCUGUUUUGGGCUUUACAACUGGCGUGCUGAUGAAAAAAGGUAUUAAGAACUUGACUUCCCUACAAAAUAUUUGUUAUGUGGAGGUAGAUCAAGGGGGAGUAGAUCUCAUUGAAGAGAUGAAAAUGUUAAGACAGUUAAGAAAGUUGGGUUUAAGGCGUGUAAAAAGAGAACAUGGGAAUGCCUUAAGUGCUGCCGUAGUAGAGAUGCAACGCCUUGAAUCACUUAAUAUCACAGCAAUAGCAGAGGAUGAAAUUAUUGACUUGAACUUUGUGUCAUCCCCUCCCAAACUUCGGCGGCUUCAUUUGAAAGCUAGACUGGAGAAGUUGCCUGAUUGGAUUCCGAAACUUGAGUGUCUUGUUAAGAUAAGGCUUGGUUUAUCCAAUUUGAAAGAUGAUCCAAUGCAGUCACUGAAGAACUUGCCAAAUCUGCUGAAGCUCUCUUUGUGGGAGAAUGCCUAUGAUGGUGAAAUUUUGCAUUUUUCAUCUGGAGGAUUUCAAAAAUUGAGAGAACUGAUUCUAAGUCACUUGAAUAGAGUAAAUUCUAUACUUAUAGAGAAAGGAGCUUUGCUCUCUCUUGAACAUCUUAAAAUGGAAAAGAUCCCCCAAUUGAAGGAGGUACCAUCGGGUAUCAUACUCUUGGAUAAACUCAAAGUCAUUGACUUAGUUGAUAUGCCAAAUGAAUUUGUUAAGAGCAUUGAUCCAGACGAAGGACACGACCACUGGAUUAUCAGUCAUGUUCCUCUUGUAUUCAUUCGUCAAUGGUUUGGCCCAAAAUACUAUGAUUAUGAGAUUCACACUAUAAACUCGUCUUCCAAGGAGGCCUGAGAAGAAGAAAUUCGGAUUCUCCAUGAUAAAGCUCAAAGAUGGCGUACUUUGUUCAGCAUUCCAUCUGUGGUGCUUAAACUAAAAAAAAAUAUUUCCUUCUCAUCCUGCAACUGUCAAGGAAAAUAUGGAUUUAGUUCAUCGAGUGACUUAAAUAUGUAGUGUCUAAAAUUGGUGAGAGCUUUCUUUUUAAAUUAUGUUAUUUGUUGUGUUGUAUGAUUUGGUUGUGGAAAGCUUUGAUUCAAAAGCUUGUAAUCAAGAUUGAUAUGUGGUGUUUAAGAUUGGUGGGAGCUUUUCUUCAAUCAUUGUAAUAAUCAAACUACUUCGUUUUA